ACGACGGCGGAGAGGGCCGCGCGCGCGAGGAGCUGAGGCGGCAGCGGAGCCACGCAAGGCCGGCGGGGAAAGAGGCGCCUGGGAGUUAAGGGGAGAAAUCCCGGCGGGGCAGGCCUCGCCCCAAAGCCCGCUUUCCCGGCGCUGCGAGUCUUCCUCUUCCUUUUUUAAAUAAAAGUCCAACUUGCUUGGCCCAGGUUGUGAACGACGACUUUCAAGCCCACCCGAGCCUCCAAUUGCCAAAAUUGUGAGGGGAAACUGCAGGUCAUUUCGACGUGUGAGAUAUAAAUGAGGCUUUUAUUCAAAGAAGUAGUGGAGUCUUCAUAGUAGAAGAUCUCACAGUGAAGACUAGACUGGAUCGGAAAACUUCCUAUCAGCACAGCACAGCCUACUUCCUUUGGAGUGUUUUUGCGCUUCAUGCUUUGCAUAUAAACUCUUAAUUUUACCUGCUUUACAGGAAAAUGGCAUUUCAGUUCAACUUCUCUAUUGACAGUGCAGCAGAAAACGGAAUAGAGGCAGUUGGGAAUGGGAUGCAGGAAUUGGUACAGGAGUCUUUAGUCUUUUUGGACAAGCAAGAGAACACUACAGAAAAGAGUAAGGAGGUUUCCUCAGAAGAAACAAUAUUAAACCAGGAGGAUUUAUCAGAAAUCCCUGCUAAUGUGGCAGGCAACAGCUUUUUGAGUAAAAGCAACAUUAUGCCUAAAGAAGGCUUGUGCCUUAAAUGUGCCAAAGAACAUAAUCUCCCUGAAGAUUUCCAGAAAUUGUUUAAAAACAAAGUCGUGGGGACCCUGCUUCCAAGUACAUGCUAUGCAGAUAUUUCUGUGGUGGAGACAGCACCCUCUGAAAACACUGUCGGGGAAGACAUUGUGUCACAAAGUGUUUCUUCUCAUUCUGACCUAAUCACAGGUGUCUAUGAAGGAGGUCUGAAGAUCUGGGAGUGCACCUUUGAUCUCAUGGAUUAUUUGUCAGAAGCUGAAAUUCAGUUUGCACACAAGUUGGUUUUGGACCUUGGCUGUGGGGCCGGAUUGCUGGGAAUAGUUGCAUUAAAAAGAAAUGCUGAACAGGUCCAUUUUCAGGACUAUAACAGCACUGUGAUUGAGGAACUAACCAUGCCUAAUGUAUUGGUCAACUGUGCUAAUCAGGGUGAUGAUGUUGAAGGAAAUACUGAGCUUUCUCUAAAACAAUGUCCAAAGAAGGACUUUACCCAAGACUUGUUUUCUAAAUGCAAAUUCUUUUCAGGGGAAUGGUCAGAGUUUAGUAAUCUUCUAUUAAAUGGCAGUAAGCCUUUAGCAAAAUAUGAUCUCAUACUCACCUCUGAGACUAUUUAUAAUCCAGACUACUAUGAGGCUUUGCAUGAAACACUUUUAAAAUUACUGAGAAUUAAUGGGUGUGUUUAUUUAGCUAGCAAAGCACAUUACUUUGGAUGUGGAGGUGGGGUCCACCUUUUUACAGAAUUUAUUGAGGAGAAAAAUAUGUUUAAGUCUAGAAUUGUUAAAGUUAUUGACAAAGGGCUAAAGCGCUUCAUUAUUGAGCUGGUCUUUAAGAAAUCCUGUUAAUGUGCUCAGUAUGUUAGUAAAUACUUUAUUGUUGUUUUGCUUUCAUGCAGCUCUUACAAUAAAUUGCUAGCACAUUUUUCUUGUUUUAUGGUUGUGAAUUUGUUCCCUGAUCCUAUUGCUUCUGCAUCUACAGAGUCUUUGCUAGAAAUUAUCAUAUUCUUUUUUUAAAAAAAACAACAGUUUUGAGAUCAUUUGUUCUGAAUACACAAUGCUUUCUUGAUGUCUGCAAGAUCUCUUUUGUUGACUGAACUUGGUCCAACAAUUUUUUUGUUUAUUUAUUGAUAUCUCAAUACAUAUACAGUGGUACCUCGGGUUACAUACACUUCAGGUUACAGACUCCGCUAACCCAGAAAUAGUACCUCGGGUUAAGAACUUUGCUUCAGGAUGAGAACAGAAAUCGCGUGGUGGCGGUGCAGCAGCAGGAGGCCCCAUUAGCUAAAGUGGUGCUUCAGGUUAAGAACAGUUUCAGGUUAAGAACGGACCUCCGGAACGAAUUAAGUACGUAACCAGAGGUACCAUUGUACAAAAUGUUUAUAUAACAUUACAUAUACAUUAUACUUGUAAAUUCACAUUUUUCAUUUCAUUAUGUAUCAACAUUUAGUCAUUUAUUACUUCUUGUCUUUACCCAUGUCUUCCCUCUACCCAUGCGUGAGUUCCUAAUUUUUAUUUUAUACCUUUAUUGUUGUGAUUGUAUUCUUGUAUCUUAAUAAUUAAACAUGCAUUCUUUUAUAUCUA
Podarcis raffonei (Aeolian wall lizard) is the source of this 2288-nucleotide messenger RNA. It is a transcript of the gene METTL18, whose product is annotated as methyltransferase like 18. Bases 459 to 1553 code for a protein of 364 amino acids. Lineage: Eukaryota; Metazoa; Chordata; Lepidosauria; Squamata; Lacertidae. The transcript is spliced from 3 exons. Gene Ontology annotation, molecular function: protein-L-histidine N-tele-methyltransferase activity. The record is from RefSeq and is a predicted model, not a curated record. Gene Ontology annotation, biological process: peptidyl-histidine methylation, to form tele-methylhistidine.